AUGACUACCGCUACUGCUGUCUACCCUACUUUGGAGGAGCGUCCUCUCAAGGACACGAUUGUCCUUUUCGAUGUUGACGAGACCUUGAGCAAGGCUCGGCGUUCUGCCACUCCGGAGAUGCAUGAAUUGCUCUCUCGCCUGCGACACAAGUGCGCCAUCGGCUACGUCGGCGGUUCCAACUAUGUGAAGCAGCAGGAGCAGUUGGGCAAUGCUACUACCGAGGUGACCAGUCUCUUUGAUUUUUGCUUCUCUGAGAACGGUCUCGUCGCAUGGCGUCUCGGCAAGCCUCUCCAGAGCAACAGCUUCAUCAAGUGGCUCGGGGAGGACAAGUACCAAGCCCUGGCCGACUUCUGCCUUCGCUACAUUUCCAAUGUCAAAUUGCCUCGAAAGCGUGGUACUUUUGUUGAGUUCCGCAAUGGCAUGAUCAAUGUUAGCCCCGUCGGGCGUAACGCCAGCGUGGAAGAGCGUAACGAGUUUGAAGCAUAUGACAAGGUUCACAACAUUCGCCGUGAUAUGGUCGAGGCCCUGAAGAAGGAGUUCCCUGACUACGGUCUUAGCUACUCAAUUGGAGGUCAAAUCUCGUUCGAUGUCUUCCCUAAUGGCUGGGACAAGACUUAUUGCUUGCAGCACGUCGAGGCUGAGAAGGGCAUUUCCGGAGUCGAGUACAAGACCAUUCACUUCUUUGGUGACAAGUGUUUCCCUGGUGGGAACGACUACGAGAUCUACAUGGAUCCGCGCACCAUUGGCCACGCGGUUGACGGACCGGAGGACACCAUGAAGCAAUUGAAGGAGAUCUUUGAUCUUUAG
This is a messenger RNA of Penicillium oxalicum, 807 nucleotides long. RefSeq names its product phosphomannomutase SEC53 (gene sec53). The transcript has 5 exons. Gene Ontology annotation, cellular component: cytosol. Lineage: Eukaryota; Fungi; Ascomycota; Eurotiomycetes; Eurotiales; Aspergillaceae. Gene Ontology annotation, biological process: protein N-linked glycosylation; GDP-mannose biosynthetic process; mannose metabolic process. The record is from RefSeq and is a predicted model, not a curated record. Bases 1 to 807 code for a protein of 268 amino acids. Gene Ontology annotation, molecular function: phosphomannomutase activity.